This is a messenger RNA of Fusarium proliferatum ET1, 843 nucleotides long. RefSeq lists its product as uncharacterized. Bases 1 to 843 code for a protein of 280 amino acids. Gene Ontology annotation, cellular component: nucleus; cytoplasm. Gene Ontology annotation, biological process: protein phosphorylation; intracellular signal transduction. Gene Ontology annotation, molecular function: protein serine/threonine kinase activity; ATP binding. The record is from RefSeq and is a predicted model, not a curated record. The transcript is spliced from 2 exons. NCBI's taxonomy places the organism in Eukaryota, Fungi, Ascomycota, Sordariomycetes, Hypocreales, Nectriaceae.
AUGUUUCAGCUUCCAGUUGCAAGAUACAUUGCUGUUCAGAUAGUUAAGGCCGUAGCAUACAUUCACAGCCGAGGCUUGGUCCAUGGCGACCUUCACCUGUGGAACUUUUUCCUCCGUUUGCCAUCUACUCUCGGCCACCUUUCAGAUAAGCAGAUAUACGAGAAGUUCUCUCCACCGAGACCCGAGCUCGUCGUCCGAGAAGACGGGCAACCUCUUCCACCAGGCGUCCCUGACCAUGUCUACUGGCCAAUUUGGAUGGCGGAGGGAGGCAACAAGCUUACGCUCUCUGAGUCAAAGAUCCUACUCGCCGACUUCGGCACAGCAUUUUAUCCCUACCGAAGACCAAGAUUUGGGUCUUCUACGCCUCUCAACAUAUCCCCGCCCGAGGCACGAUUCGAGCCAGCAACUCCACUGUCUUUCUCUGCUGAUAUCUGGAGCCUUGCGCAUGCCAUCUGGACAGUAUUUGGACUGAAGACCAUUCUUAGUAGCUUCUUGUUGAGUGAGGAUGACGUUACUCAAGAACAGGUUGAUACUCUUGGGAUUCUGCCUGACGAAUGGUGGAACAAAUGGGAAGCCAGAUCCCAAUGGUUCAUGAAAGAUGGAAGCCGCAAGAAAGGCGGAUGCCCAAAGAGGUUGGAGGGACGGUUCGAAUCAAGUAUUCAGAACCCAAGACGCAAGUGUGGCAUGGAGAUUCUUGGUGAAAAUGAAAGUCAAGCGUUUAAAGAAAUGAUACGAUGGAUGCUAUCUUACAGCCUUGACGAUCGACCAACCGCAGAGGAGCUUUUGAAAACAGAUUGGAUGAGACAUUGGGCAAUACCCAACUUCGAUAACAUUCACAGAUGA